UACCUUUACACUGUUCAGCAUCAAGCUAGCUAACGUCAAGCGUUCACAUCAAGCUAACGGCUUCAUCCCCGGCUGCCUCGGUCUGCUCGGGGUUCCCAUUAGCUGUCAGUUAGAAAGAAAAUGGCUCUACUAACGCCGUUAUUUGCGUUCCUGUACCACCUGCCGCAGGUGUACAAGUGGCUGCUGAAGCCCUACUACAUAGCUUCUCUCUUCAUGUCUAUAGCCUUUCUAGCUGUCCGCAAGACGCCUGGCAUCUGCGACAAUCUGUCCACACAGCGAGAGGACGGCAACUCCUGCGACUUUGACUGGAGAGAGGUGGAGAUCCUCAUGUUCCUCAGUGCCAUCGUCAUGAUGAAAAACAGACGAGCGAUAACUGUGGAGCAGCAUGUUGGCAACAUCAUCCUGUUCAGCAAAGUGGCCAACGUCAUCCUGUUCUUCAGACUGGACAUCAGGAUGGGACUGCUCUACCUGACCCUCUGCAUAGUGUUCUUGAUGACCUGCAAGCCUCCUCUUUACAUGGGACCAGAGUACAUCAAAUACUUCAGUGACAAAACCAUUGAUGAUGAGCUGGAAAGAGACAGUCGUGUGACAUGGAUCGUUGAAUUCUUUGCCAACUGGUCUCCGGAGUGCCAGUCCUUCGCGUCGGUCUAUGCUGAUCUCUCUCUCAAGUACAACUGUUCUGGCCUCAAGUUUGGCAAAGUGGACAUCGGACGUUAUGGAGAGGUUUCCAAGAAGUACAAGGUGUCUGCGUCUCCGCUGUCCAAACAGCUUCCCUCCUUGGUGUUGUUUCAGGGAGGGAAGGAGGUGAUGCGGCGCCCCCAGGUGGAUAAGAAGGGUAGAGCUGUGUCCUGGAGCUUCACUGAGGAGAACAUCAUCCGAGAGUUCAACCUGAACGAGCUCUACCAGAAAUCCAAGAAGCUCAACAAGACUAAAGGAGAGAAGGUCGGCCAAUCCCAGUUCCCACCGGUCCCUGAGGAGGACGAGCCGGAGCAACAAGGAGAGGAGGCCCAGGCGGAGGACUCCGAAACCAAGAAGGACAAAUAAAGAUGGCUGGUAUCACUUGGCUGGGACUUCUGGAUGAAACUUGUGGCUCUUCUUCCCCUCUCCUCGUCAGUGUUCAGUUUGUUCACCCGAGAAUCAAAACAGGACUGAAAGAACAACAGAGAGCGUUUUAUUCUUAAAGUUGCCACAGUACCGCACCAUUUAACACCGAAGCUCCUGUAAACCCAGUCUGUUGUCCCUUUAUUAAAGAAUAAAAAGAACACUUUAGAGCAGGAGCAAACCGGGACACAGUCAACCAGCUUUAGGGGUUGUGAUGUUAAACCCUGGUCCAGUAUAUCAGUGUAAGGCCUGGGAAUGUUUCUGAUGGUCGAAGUCUGAGUGACUGCUAAUGUAGAGUCAGUUAACUAACCAACAGUAAGGGAGCAGUGAAUGUGAUGCUACUUUGUUGUUGUUUCUGAUCUAGAUAAUUUAAUUUAAUUUAAUCCAGAGUAGAUUUUUUAAUGAUUAACUGUAUAUUCAUGUAAACUAAGUUAUAACCCGCUGGUUCUGCCGUAGGCUGACCUCACAUAGAAGUCAUUGGCAGUGUUAAACAGUACAUUCAGGUUUCUGCUGGUUUUGGUUGAAAUUGAAGUGAGAGAUACAAUACGGGAGUGCUUGUUUAACUCAACAAAUCUGCAUGAGCCGGGCGGUGUUAGACAAGUUCACUAAUAGUCAGAGAGCAUCCCUGUUCAUCCCUGUGGACUUUAUUGUGAGCUCUGCUGUCAUCCAACCUUCCCUCACACAGCAUUCAUCAGUUUCAUUAGAUUUGUUUCAGAUUCCAGCUCUCCUUUGUCUGUUUUUUAUUCAGUGUAUUUUUCUCUCAAACAGAGAGGAACCUGACUGUCUCAAAGGUUUCCACCAUACCAGAAUGUUAAACUUCCAUACAAUACUCGUAUAAAAAAACCAUACUUGAAACCUCUUUUGAUACCGGUGCACAAAAUAGGAUCCAUUGUUCCAUCUGUGUGGCCUUGGGUUAAAAAACGGAUUGAUGUGCUUUUCCAUAGCUGCGGUACUUUGGAUCCUAUCCAGUGAUAAUGUUGUAAGGUUUUAAACACAUGGAAUGGAUCCAGGAAGCUUCACACCGGCUUUGUGCUCUUUACUCCCUAACUGGUGAUUAGCAUGAUGGUGAACUGAGAGCAUGUUUGCAGCUUCAGGCUGAAGUCUGUUCCUAAUGAGACGUCACAUUCCACUUUUGUUUUUAUUUAUUUAUGUUUUGUAUUUUUGGAAUAAAUUGCCUUUAAUUGUUGAUUAUGAGAGAGGAUGUGUUGAAAGGCACUGAGCUGCUUCUUCUGGUCUUCAAGUCUUUCAGGCAUUUGACUGCAUUUUCCACAUUAUUUCCAGUUUUUUCUCAUUGAUAACAUUCCUAAUCAGGAUUUUGAGCUCUUUUCCCUGUUGUAGUAAACUGCUAAAUAUAUUCACAUGAACUGUUUAGAUUUUUUUGAAGACACUGUUAAUUCUUUAAUCAUUGUUUUAUUACUAAAACUGUUUUUGUUAUGCACUGUACACUUGUUUUUGAUUUGACCUUUUGUCAUGUUGCAUUUCAUUUGAGCUGCAUUCCGAUGCUUGUAUGUAUAUUUGCUGUACAUGGAUGGAGAAUUCUGCUUAAAACACCUCAGAGGAGCCUGUUUUUGUUAUUCAUGCAAUAAAACAACGUGCACAUGAA
Messenger RNA from Dicentrarchus labrax (European seabass), 2704 nucleotides. RefSeq names its product thioredoxin-related transmembrane protein 2b (gene tmx2b). Bases 121 to 1044 code for a protein of 307 amino acids. The transcript has 8 exons. Gene Ontology annotation, molecular function: disulfide oxidoreductase activity. Gene Ontology annotation, biological process: brain development. Lineage: Eukaryota; Metazoa; Chordata; Actinopteri; Moronidae. Gene Ontology annotation, cellular component: membrane-bounded organelle. The record is from RefSeq and is a predicted model, not a curated record.